Molecule: messenger RNA, 6669 nt
Organism: Plasmodium relictum
Lineage: Eukaryota; Apicomplexa; Aconoidasida; Haemosporida; Plasmodiidae
Product: kinesin-19, putative
Exons: 1
Coding region: 1-6669 (2222 amino acids)
Biological process (GO): mitotic spindle organization; microtubule-based movement
Molecular function (GO): microtubule motor activity; microtubule binding; ATP binding
Source: RefSeq, a predicted model, not a curated record
AUGGACAAACAGAAUGAAGAACAAAAAUGUGAAAAUCUUUAUUCAUCAGACUUUUUUUCAGCAGAUUUAAUUAAUAAAAAAGUAGAAGGCCUUAAUCAUAAUUAUUAUGAUUUCAAUGAUACUACAAGAAAAUGCAAAAUAUAUGAUAAAAGUGUAACAAUUGAAUUUGAAAGUGAUUAUGAAAGUUCUUAUAAAAAAAAUAAAUAUAAGGAAUACUCAAAACAAAGUACGCUGAGUAUAGAUAAUAAUGAUGUAGAAAAUGCAACAGAAUAUUCUUUUGAAACUAAAAAUUUCAGUGAUAAACAAGAAAUGUAUUACAAUCAAUGUGAAAAAACAAAUGAGAAUUUUAAAGAAAAGUUUCAAGAGAACGAAAUAAGUACAGAUAAAAUAACUGAAAAUAAAAGAAAUAAAAAUGAAGUGAAUCCAGAUGAUGCAAAUGAAAAUGAGAUAAAUAUAAAUAAAGUAAAUGAAGACGAAGUAAAUGUAAAAGAAAUAAAUGAAAACGAAAUAAAUAUGAAAGAAAUAAAUGAAAACGAAAUAACUGUAAAAGAAAUAAAUGAAAGUGAUAUUACUGAAAAUGAAGUAAAUGAAAGUAAAAUAAAUGAAAAUGAAAUAAAUAAAAACGGAAUUGAUUCCUUAAAAUAUGCAGAUGAUUUAAUUUCAAAUGAAGCAAAUGAAAAAAGUACAAAUAUAUUAGAAGGCUAUGAAGAAAGUUCAGAGAAUAAUUUAGAUAUUAAUUGGAAUAAAUCUCAAAUAAAAACAUGUAUAAGAAUUAAACCAUCAGACUCAAUUGAAACAGAAUUUGAAAAUGCAAUUACACAAAAGGGAGCAAACAAAAUAUUAAUUAAUUAUGGAAUGAAAGGUGAAAACAAAAAAUGUGAAUUUUUGGUUGAUAAAGUUUUUAACCAAGGAAGCACACAAUUAGAUGUUUGGAAAAGCAUUUGCUUUUGUAUAGAUUCUAUUUUUUAUUUUAAAAAUGCUACUGUAUUUGCUCACGGGCAUACAGGCACUGGAAAAACAUAUACUAUGAUAGGUCCAGAUAUUAUGGAAAUAAUUAAAAAAAAAAAGAAGAAAAUUAGAUUUGCUAUAAAAAGAAUUCAACAAAAUGAUUUAUUAAUAAAUACAAAUAGCUUAAAACUUUUAAAUAAUAAUAGCAAUAGUAACAGUAAUAAUUUUUUUUAUGAUAGAAAGAGAUCUUGUUCACAGCCAAUAUUUAACUUACCACCAAGAAUAAUACCUUUGGUAAACGCAAAUUCUACAAAUUAUAAGAAAAUAAAUGAUGCAUAUGGUGUUCUUAAUUCUAGAUAUAAUAAUAAAUCCAAUGUAGAAUAUAUUAAUGAAAAUAAUUACGCAAAAUACGAAAAUUACAAAACAUUUUCUGAAUAUAGAAAUGAAUACAAAUAUAAUGCUAGGAGUAUUAAAGAUGAAAUCCAGUUAGUUUUAAAUUCAGAAAAAAAAGGUAUGAUACCCAGAGCAUGCGAAGAAAUAAUGAAGAGAUUAUCAUUAUUAAAAUCAUCAAGGAAUACAGAAGCAUAUGAGGAAAAUAACAUUGCAGAAAACACUAAAUGGGAACAAAAUAGUACAAGAGAAUGUGAAAGUGAUCAGAAAGCGAAAGAUAUUUUUAAAAAUGUAAAAGUGUACGCAUCAUAUAUGCAAUUAUACAAUGAUAGAAUAUUUGAUUUGCUAAACCCUUAUAAUGAAUCACAACCAUAUUUAAGCACACUUAAAUCAAAUUUUACCAAUAAUACCACGUUUGUUUCUGGCUUAUUAACUGUAGAGGUAAAUAGUUGUGAAGAAUUGAUUGAAUUAUUAAUAGAUGGAACAAGUAACAGAGCUUGUAGGAUUACCAAAACAAAUGAAAUGUCAACAAGAUCACAUUCUAUAUUUAAAAUUGAAUUAAGGAAUGUGAAUAAUUCUAAGCCAGAAACUUUUAAAUCGGGUAAUUUGUUAUUAAUUGAUUUGGCUGGAAAUGAAAAAUACGAAGCAUCUAAUGAAAAAUUAUACACAACAGAAGUUUGCUCCAUAAAUAGAAGUUUAUCUGCUUUAUCACUAUGUAUAAAUGAAUUAUCAAAAGGAAAUAAAAGCAUCAGUUAUAGAAAUUCAAUUUUAACUCGAUUACUUCAAGGGUCUUUAGGUGGAUCUAGCAAAACUAUUUUUAUUUGCACUGUAUCACCAUCUAUAAACAACGUGCGUGAUACAUUAUCUUCUCUGAAAUUAGCUGCCAAGGCAAAAAAAAUACAAUUUCAAAAUAAGAAUUACAGUUCAUAUAUGUAUGAGGACAUAAAAAAAUUAAAAAGGGAAUUAAAUUUUUUGAAAAAAUUUGUUUUUUUUCAGUACAUUACGAAUAAAUAUGAAAGUAAAAAAAGACUAAAAAAAAUAAAAGAAUUUUAUUUUAACAAUUUUCCAUUUAUAAAAAAUAAAAUAGGUUUUACAAAACUUAAUGAACAUAUAGAAAAAUAUUAUCAUAAUAAUAGUGAUAAUGUCGAGGGAAAUGCAAAAUUAAAUGGAAAUGAGCAAAAAAUGAGUAAUGAUUCUAUAGAACAAAAUAUUAAUAAAAAUCAAGAAGAAAUUAAUGAAAAUGAAUUAAAUCAAAUGAUAAAUACAUAUAAAGGAAUAGAAAAUAUUUAUAAUGAUUAUGAAUUUACAUCUUUUAACUCAUUAUUAUUGCAGUGGAAUUUGAAUAAAUCAAGUAUUAAGAAAGUAAAAGAAAAUGUAAAAAUCCCAAGUAAUAAAAAAUAUUUGUGGUUCAAUAGCAAUGGAAAUAUAAAUAAAAAAAGUAUUAUAAAUUUUAUUGAAACACAUACCAUAGAAUAUGAAAUAGAAACAGAUGAGGAUGUACAUAAUAAAAGUAAAAAAAAUGAAAAAGAAUUAGAUGAUGAAGAAGAUAAUUAUAAUGUUUAUGAUAUUGGAUAUGAAGAUUUGGAAGUUGAUAAUUAUAAUUAUUGUAAUGAUGAUUAUGAAAAUAUAGAAGGAGAAAUGGAUGAAGGUGAAACAUUAGAUGCGGAAGAUGAUGAAAAAGAUGAGAAAAAAAAUAAACGCAAUUCUAAUGAUUGUGACGAAUAUAUAAGAUCUGAAGUAAAAUUGUUGAAGAAAAAAGAUGAGCUUGAAGAAAGUGGACCUACUGAAGAACAAGAAGAAAGAGAAGAGGAAGAAGACGAAGAUGAAUGUGAAGAUGAGGAAGUAAAGCAGCUUGAAGAAGAAUAUGAAAGUGAAGAAUUGGAACAUAGAUAUGAAGAUAAUGAAGAAGGAAACAUUUUAAAACAGAAAAAAAUUAAAAAUACUUACAAAGAAAAGAGAGACAUUAAAAAAACAAAAAAAGAAGUGAGUGAAAUUAAGAGAAAUAAACAAAUAGAAGAAAAUUUAAAUAUAUUAAAAAAAACGAAACAUGACGUUUAUAUGAAAGAUGUUAUUUUUGAUAAGAAAAAGAAUGAUUACAAUAAAGAUAAAAAUAAAAAAAAGAAAAAAAGGAGUGAAAAUUAUAUUAUAAAUGAACAUUUCGAAAAUAAUAAAAAUUUUAACGAAAGUAUAAAAAUUCCAGAUAGUAAUAAAGCAAAUUAUAGUUUAUCAACAAGAUUAAUAAGAAAUAAAGAUAAUAACUAUAGUAAUAUAAGUAAAAAUAAAAAAAAGCAUAUGAUGGAAAAAAAUAGAGAAAAGAAAAACAAGAGAGACAAUAAAAAUGAGACAAUAAGUAAGCUUUAUAAUUUUAACAUAAAUAAAAAAAAAGUAUUUAAUAGUAUCCUUAAAAAUAGACAGGAAGAAAAUAAUAUAAAAAGUGUUAUGGAAAAAAAAAAAGAAAAGUUAAUAAAAUAUAUGAAGAUAAAAAAAAUAAGUAAUCCUUCUUAUAAACCCAAUAAUAAUUCUUAUAAUUCCAAUAAUACAGAUAACAAAAUUAAUGCUCAGGAAUCUUCGUUAAUAAAAGUAAAGAAUGAAUAUAGAAAAAAAAAAUAUAUUGAAUUAAAUAAAAUUCACAAAUCAGAGUAUUUCUUAGAGGGAAAUAACAAUAAAAAUAAAGUAUCCCCAGAAAACUUUACAAUUUUAAGUUCUUUAAGAAGUUCAAAAAAUUUUAAAAAUUUUGUAAGCAAUAUUAAUAGUUAUGAUAAAACAUUUUCAGUUAAUUCUAUAAAAAGCAAAAAAGAGAAUAAUGAUUUAAAAAAAAUCCAAAAUAAUUCAGUAAAUCUAAAAUGUUUGGAAAUCAAGAAUUUGAAUCAAAAAAAUUUUGUUAAUAAUAUAGGAAUAAAUAAUUUAGUAAUAAAUAAAGUCAGAAAUUUUCCCAAUUUAACAGGAUAUAAUUAUAAAACAAGAACAUAUGAAGUAAUAGAUAACAAUAAUAUAUAUUUAAAUGAUGAACAAAAUGAAGAUGUAAGCCAUUGUGAGUUUUCAAAAAAUAGUGUUGGCAAUGAUGAUAUAAAUAUAGAAUAUGAUAAUUUAAAUUACAAUAUGAAUGAUGAAAGAGGAAGAUCUAUUAGUGAAAAUUGCUGCUACAAUAAUUUAAAAAAUAAAACUGUUAUAGGAAAAAAUUACAAAGGAAAAUUUACCUAUUAUAUUGAGUUUGAUAAGCUUAAUAAUAUGAAAAAACAUACAAUGGACGAAAACUUUAUAAAUAGUAAAAUUAAUAAUAGAGACUCAUUAUACAAUUGCAAUUAUCAUGAAGUUCAAAAAUUUAAUAAAAAGAACGCAGAAAUUUUGGAUUAUAAAAAAAAAAUAGGUAAAAAUGAUCUAAUAACAGAAAUAGAAAAAAGUUGGUUAAGUUUUGAGAAAAAAUUAGAAAACAAGUUAAAGAAGAAAAAAUUAAAUAAAGGGAUGAAAAUAAGAGGUAAUAGUAAUAUAAAUAGUAAUGUUAGUCAAGUUAGUGCAUUAGAAGAAAAUAAAAAAAAGUUAGAAAUACUAAAAAAUCGUUAUGGAAAAAUUUUCAUAGAUUCUCAAAAAACAAGAGAUUACCUCUAUGAUAACGUAAGAACUGAUAAUAAUAAUAAUAAUAAUAAUAAUAAUGAAAAUAAUAAUGAAAAUAAUAAAGAAUAUAACAAGCAAAUUAAUAAUGAACAAAGUAGACAAUUUAAUUCAAAUAAGAGUACUCCAAUACAUGAUGAAGCGAAAAAUAUAGAAAAGACAUAUAUAUUAAAUAAUGAUAUCAUUAAAGAUAAUUUUAAGAAUUUAACGAAUACAAAAAAUAGUAUGAAUAAUAUCCAGCAUUUCCUUUUUAAAGAUCAUAAUAAUAUGAACUCAUCUACAGCAAAUUGUGACAAACAAAAUUCUAGUAAUUCUUAUUAUGAUGUAAAGAAAAAUAAUUAUUUAAAUAAUGAAAAUUGUAAAACAGAUAUUUAUAAAAAAUUAAGUAAAACUGAUACCAUUGCGCAGUCAUAUACUUACAAGAAUUUAAAAAAUGAGAAAUUAAAAAAUAGUUUAGUAAGAAAAGAAAAUUUUAAUUUUAUUUUCGAUAAUAAUUCUACAUUUAGAGAACUCAAUCCGUUAAAUACAAGCUCUACUGAUAAACAAAUAAAUUCAGAAAAAAAUUUUGAAAUUUAUGGAGAAAUUCAUAAUAAAUUAUUCUAUACAAAAAAUUAUAAUAAUGAUGAUAAUUCAAAUAAUGAAAGUCAUAAAAUUACGAUGAGUAAGUGCAGUAAUGAGUUGAAUAUAAAAAAACAGAAUAGUGCAAAAACGUCUAAUAAUUGUACAUUUAAUAAAGAUAAUAAAGAAAAGAAUAUUAAUAAUAAAAUGUAUAGUACUAUAUUUUUUGGAAAUAAUCAUUCUUCUAACAUUUAUAUUGAUAAAAAAGAGGACGCAGAUACUAAAGAAGACAAAGUUAAAGAAAAAAAUGAAAUAAGAACCAUAGUUGAAAUAGGAGAGAUAAGAAAAGAGGAAGUAAAAAAAACAAAAAAGGAAAAUGAAAAAAAAAAAAAAAAUUCAAAAAUGAUAGAAGAAAACAAAUAUAUGAAAAUAUCAGAGAAAAAGAUGGAAAAUAUAAAUUGUAAUAUAAAUAAAUAUUGCGAAAAUAAUUAUAUAAAAGCUUAUCACACUGAUGACUUAAAUUUAAAAAAAAUGCAACAUUGCCAACUAGAUAAUUUUAAAAGUAGGAAAAUGCAUAAAAUGGACUUUUUUUAUAUGAACGAUAAAAAUAAUAAUAAUAAUAAUACAUUGAAUUCAGAAGAUAUAAAGUUAAAAAAAUAUAACUAUAUAGGUGAAACUAUUAUUCCUCAUAACAAUAAAGUUAACUAUAUGAACAAUGUGAUUACUUAUAACAACUCAAAUAUUAAGGAAAAAAUUAAAAAUAUACAUUAUUAUAGCAAUGAUAUUAAUCACAAUUACACUUUUAGAAAUGGAAUAGUAUCAAAUAAAAUUGAUAAUAAUACAAUAGUUAAUCCAUUGACCCUAGAUGGUAAUACAACGAAUACUGGAAUUAUAAACGAUAUUAAUAAACAAAAAAAAUUUAAAUUAAUAUUUGAAAAUGCAAAUGAAUAUGAAACAAAAAUGAAUAAUCAAGUUAACUCAAAUGAAAUAAAAAAAAGAAAUACAACACCAUUAGAUUCCUAUUUUCAUGAUAAUAAUAGAAGAGGUAAUGCUUACAAUCAAAUUAAUUAUGUGCUCGAUAAGACUAAAAUAAAUAAUUGUUCUAUAACUUUAGAUAAUAACAAUAAAAAAAUGUAUUUAUUAAAUUAUAAUAUGAAAAAAUGA